Molecule: messenger RNA, 1932 nt
Organism: Acyrthosiphon pisum (pea aphid)
Lineage: Eukaryota; Metazoa; Arthropoda; Insecta; Hemiptera; Aphididae
Exons: 2
Coding region: 647-1816 (389 amino acids)
Source: RefSeq, a predicted model, not a curated record
UUAAAUUUUGUUUGUAGUUUAUAGUUUGUUGUAAUAGAUUAUCAUUAUAUUGUUUUACGUUUGUAUAUAAAAUAUCUAAAACGAUUUCACUUGUCCAUAAACAUAAUAUUGCCAUGUUAUCAUUAGCAACAGCGUGGACCAUGGUGUCAAUUAUGUGUCAUCGACGUCACGUCCAUCGUCUAAAAUCUAAAUUAGUUACGAAAUUAUCAAUACUAGAAAGAGUAACAAUAUUACUAUUAUAAUUUGAAGUACCUAUUUGGGUUUCCUACUCGACAUUAAAAUGAUAUAUUUUUUUUAAUAAAUAUUUUAAAAAUUGAAUUACUAUUUUCAUUUAAUUUUCAAGUAUGAAAUAGUUAUAUAAGUUUUAAUGCUCAGGCAGAAUAUUUUAUAUUAUAUUUUUAUCACAAACAGUUACAUAGUGGGUGGGUGGUGUUAACGAAACAAACUGUGUGACACGUGUUGUACUACCUAUACAUAAAAAAGGUAAAUUAUAUUAAUAUAUAUUUUGGCUUAAAAGAUAUUUAUGUUUUCGAAUGUAGGUUUUAUAAACAACAAAAACUAACAAUUUUUAUUUUGGAAAUAACAAUAAAGGUUAAAACAUAACUUUGGUCACAUUUUAUUGAAAUAAAGUUUUACAAUACCAAAUAUGUCUCAAAAUUUUUCUAAUAAAAACGAAAAUAGACUUUUAAAGUUAACCGUCAGUAAUGAUCAACUAACUCAAUUACACGAUUCAAACAUACUAGAAGACGAUAAAAAUAUUUUAAAAAAGGUUGCUUCUUUGAAUACCAGCAGAAUAGAAACCAAGCAAAAAAACAAUACAUGUCAAAAAACAUACAAAGUAAAACUUACUAACUACAAAAGACAGCAGAUUGCGUUCGGUACAGCAUACAAUGAGUUAAAGAUGAGCUACGAAUCGAUCAAUAAGUUUAAAAAGGAUUUAUUAUCUGAUAACAAAAUGUUAGAAUUUGAAGAACCUGAAGACCUAGACUACAUAGUUCAAAAUACUCUGCAAGACAAAUUUGGAAAAACAUUCCCGAAACCAGAGGCUUCAUUUAAAAAAGAUCAUGCCGUUUUUGUUUUUAAUCAUAAUAAACCAUUAAUCUGGCAAAACAUUAAUUCUACAACAGGUUAUCAAAAACUAGACUUAUCAAUAGAAGAAGCAUAUAAACAUGUAUGGGAUAAUUAUUUAGACGUAUCUGAAAGGAAUAUGGAGUAUCAUUUUUGGCUUCAAAACAUUAUUGAACCAAAUGAAUUCUAUGAUUUACACGAUGUUAGAAAAUACUUAAUACAAAAUAUGUUUAAUAAAGAACAGACUCCUAAAAAAUUAGAAACAAAACUGAAUGAUUUUUAUAAUAAUUUACAAUUGAAAUUUAUGAAUAUAAUAAGUGACGCUGUUGAUAUUUUUAAUUCAGAAAACAAAGUUAUUAAAAUAAAUGAAAACGAAGAAUUAGAAGCAAAUGCAGAAAUUAAACUUCAGAUGGAUAUUGAAGAGCAUAAACAUAAAAUGGAUAUCAAAAUAAAAAUGUUAGAAAUGGAAAAUGAGAAGUUAAAACAAAAGGAGACUGAAUGUUCAACACAAAUAAGAACUUUGUUAGGAGAACUGGCAUUUAGAAACAAUAAAUUAAAUAAUGCUAAUGACCGUGUAAUAUUGUUAACGAAGGAAAAAAACGAUUUAAUUUCUAUGAUUCAAAAAAUGGAAGUUAAAGACGAUAGUUAUCAUACACUUCAAAAUAAAAUUGCAAAAGAGCAAGAAAAAAAUCAAAAUUUAAGAACUAUUUUAGAAGAAGAAUUUGAAAAAACGGAUAUUAAUUUUUAAUAAAAUAAAACUCAUUUAAAUAACUGCGUCUUAAUGUAAGUGUAUAAACCUAUAUAUUAUUACUCUAUGGUAUAAACAAAUAUUUCUUGAAAAUAUAUUAUAAUAGUUUAAAACAA